Messenger RNA from Thlaspi arvense, 2513 nucleotides. NCBI's taxonomy places the organism in Eukaryota, Viridiplantae, Streptophyta, Magnoliopsida, Brassicales, Brassicaceae. The record is from the annotation of a GenBank genome assembly.
CCUCCACCUUAUAUAACCCCUGCAACUUCAACUCCACUUUCCUUCAUUUUUAUAUAAAUAAUUUCUUUUAAAAAAAAAUAUAUACCUAUCUAUUUUUUCUGUUUCUACUUUUCUCCCUUUUUGUUUCUUCUGUUUCGUUAAAUAACAACAGAAAAUAAAAAAGAUCGAGAAAAUUUCAGUUUGAAACACACAAAAAGCUGCAGAGAAACUUGGAAAAAAUUUCGACAAGAAAGAGUGAAAAACAAAGUUAAACCGACACGAGAAAACCCUGUUUCUGUAAGAAAAAAAAAACAAGAUGGCAGGGAAAGAUUCUAGCUGGGACGAUAUCAAGAACGAAGGCGUCGACCUCGAGAAAAUACCGAUCGAGGAGGUGCUUACGCAGCUGAGAUGUACAAGGGAAGGACUGACGAGCGACGAAGGCCAUACUCGGCUCGAGAUCUUCGGUCCUAACAAGCUCGAAGAGAAAAAGGCAAAAACACCUUUUUAUAACCUAUUAUUCGAGCAAGAGGCCGCCAUAUUGGUUCCCGGAGACAUUAUCAGCAUUAAACUGGGUGACAUUAUUCCAGCAGAUGGUCGUCUCUUGGACGGUGAUCCUCUCAAGGUUGACCAAUCUGCUCUCACUGGUGAGUCUUUACCAGUAACCAAGAACCCUGGCCAAGAAGUUUACUCUGGUUCCACCUGCAAACAAGGAGAGCUAGAAGCUGUUGUGAUCGCCACUGGCAUCAUUGAGCUCUGUAACCUUCGGGAGGAUACAAAGAAGAGAGCUCAUGACAUCAUUGACAAGUUUGCUGACAGAGGACUUCGUUCUCUUGCUGUUGGCAGACAGACUGUCUCUGCGAAAGACAAGAACAGCCCCGGAGAGCCGUGGCAGUUUCUUGGUCUUUUACCUCUCUUUGACCCUCCAAGACAUGACAGUGCAGAGACAAUCAGGCGUGCCCUUGACCUCGGUGUCAAUGUCAAGAUGAUCACUGGUGACCAGCUCGCCAUUGGUAAGGAAACUGGGCGUAGGCUCGGUAUGGGCACAAACAUGUAUCCUUCUUCUGCUCUUCUUGGACAGGAGAAGGAUGAAUCUAUAUCUAGCCUUCCUGUUGAUGAACUCAUCGAGAUGGCUGAUGGAUUCGCCGGUGUCUUUCCUGAACACAAGUAUGAGAUUGUGAAGAGGCUCCAGGAGAUGAAGCACAUUUGUGGCAUGACUGGUGAUGGAGUGAACGAUGCCCCGGCUCUCAAGAGAGCUGACAUUGGAAUAGCUGUUGCUGAUGCGACUGAUGCAGCGAGAAGUGCAUCUGACAUUGUACUAACCGAGCCAGGGCUCAGUGUCAUAGUUAGUGCUGUACUAACGAGCAGAGCCAUCUUCCAGAGGAUGAAGAACUACACAAUCUAUGCAGUUUCCAUCACAAUCCGUGUAGUCAUGGGCUUUAUGCUUCUUGCACUCAUAUGGAAGUUCGACUUCUCACCAUUCAUGGUCCUGGUGAUCGCUAUCCUGAACGAUGGUACCAUCAUGACGAUAUCAAAGGACAGAGUAAAGCCUUCUCCGCUUCCUGAUUCAUGGAAACUCAAAGAGAUAUUUGCCACCGGCGUUGUUCUUGGCACUUACCUAGCAGUCAUGACUGUAGUUUUCUUCUGGGCUGCCGAGAGCACUGACUUCUUCUCGGCAAAGUUUGGGGUGAGAUCUCUCAGUGGCAAUCCGCACGAGCUUACAGCAGCGAUUUACCUCCAAGUUAGUAUCGUUAGCCAAGCGCUGAUCUUCGUCACGAGGUCACGUAGCUGGUCAUAUGUUGAGCGUCCUGGCUUCUGGUUGGUCUCUGCCUUCUUCCUAGCUCAGCUGAUUGCUACUCUCAUCGCUGUGUACGCAAACUGGAAUUUUGCAAGAAUCAGAGGAAUUGGGUGGGGAUGGGCAGGAGUUAUCUGGCUCUACAGUCUAGUUACUUACAUCCCAUUGGACAUCCUCAAGUUCAUCAUCCGGUAUUCACUAAGUGGCAGAGCCUGGGACAACGUCAUUGAGAACAAGACCGCUUUCACGUCAAAGAAAGACUACGGAAAGGGAGAGAGGGAAGCACAAUGGGCACAAGCUCAACGCACACUUCACGGAUUGCAGCCACCUCAAAGCUCAGAAAUGUUCAACGACAAGAGCACUUACAGAGAACUUUCAGAGAUAGCAGAUCAGGCCAAGAGACGAGCUGAAGUCGCAAGGUUAAGAGAGCGUCAUACCUUGAAAGGUCACGUGGAAUCAGUAGUGAAGCAGAAGGGACUUGACAUAGAGGCUAUCCAGCAACACUACACCCUGUGAUUUCAGAAACUAGUGUUUCUCAGUUUAGUUUAGAAACCAAAACCACAAGAGUAUUGAAUAAUAAACCACCUUCAUUAUUUAGAAAAAUACUGCAAAAAGAGAAAAAGGAAAAAAAAUGUUUCUUUUAUCAGCAGUGGCUGUUGGCUGCUUUAUUUGUUUUGAGAUAUUCUUGUUUUUGUCUUUACAAAAGUAAUAAGAUUUUACAUUUACUUAGAAUUCUUUGUUC